Messenger RNA from Amblyraja radiata (thorny skate), 833 nucleotides. Its product is annotated as NACHT, LRR and PYD domains-containing protein 3-like. The transcript has 6 exons. The record is from RefSeq and is a predicted model, not a curated record. Gene Ontology annotation, molecular function: protein binding. NCBI's taxonomy places the organism in Eukaryota, Metazoa, Chordata, Chondrichthyes, Rajiformes, Rajidae. The coding region runs from base 1 to 765 and encodes 254 amino acids.
AUGAGCUACAACCCCGCCUACUGUUGGAUCCUUGGCCUGACACUGGGCCCCUUCUUCACACAAACACACCGGGGCCCGCAACUGGGACGCAACGCCCUAGGUGAUUCCGGAGUGAAACUGGUGUCUGCGGCUCUGAGGAACCCGGGCUGUAAAAUACAGAUGCUGUGGCUGCAACGUGUCGGUCUCACAGAUUCUGGAGCCGAGGAUCUCGCCUCCGCUCUCAGUACAAACCACACGGUGACGAAGCUGAACCUGAGUGAGAAUAAACUGGGAGAUUCCGGAGUGAAACUGGUGUCUGUGGCUCUGAGGAACCCGGACUGUAAAAUACAGACACUAUUGCUGAACAGUGUCGGUCUCACAGAUUCUGGAGCCGCGGAUCUCACCUCCGCUCUCAGUACAAACCACUCACUGACGAAGCUGUGGCUGGGUGAUAAUAAACUUGGAGACUCCGGAGUGAAACUGGUGUUUGCGGCUCUGACGAACCCGGACUGUAAAAUACAUAGACUGGGGCUGGAUGGUGUUGGUCUCACAGAUUCUGGUGCCGAGGAACUCGUCUCCACUUUCAGUACAAAUACUUCGCUGACGGAGCUGUACCUGGCACAGAACUCCCUCACAGACCAAUCUGUCCCCGCUCUCCACCGCCUCAUACUGGCCCUCCCCAGACUGAAGUGGAUCAGGCUGGGGGCGAAUAAGUUCAGUCCGACCGGGAAGAAGGAACUGAGGUCGAUGCAGGAAUCCAGAUGCAGACUGAGAGUGGCCGUGUGAACAUCUCUGGGUGUAAACGUCACCGCCCUGGGGACGGGAAUAAUGUUGUCCGAUUCCUCGCCCACCCC